Messenger RNA from Olea europaea var. sylvestris, 738 nucleotides. RefSeq lists its product as uncharacterized. NCBI's taxonomy places the organism in Eukaryota, Viridiplantae, Streptophyta, Magnoliopsida, Lamiales, Oleaceae. The transcript has 2 exons. Gene Ontology annotation, molecular function: DNA binding. The record is from RefSeq and is a predicted model, not a curated record. Bases 1 to 738 code for a protein of 245 amino acids. Gene Ontology annotation, biological process: regulation of DNA-templated transcription.
AUGGAUUUACCUCUGGGAUUCAGAUUCCAUCCAACAGAUGAAGAAAUCAUAAUUCAUUAUCUCGUGAAGAAAGUUUUGGACAGAAGUUUCAGUGCAAGAGCCAUAGAAGAAGCUGAUCUAAAUAAGUGUGAACCGUGGGAUUUAGCUGGAGUUCUCAGCAGAAGUAAUCCAGGUGCAGAACUACCAAGAACGGACUCUUUCAAGGAACAAUAUUUCUUGGAUAGCCCUAAACUGCCACCAUUGAUGGAUGUUUCUUGUGGACCUAGUUCAAGCUUUACAACUGAAGAAGAAAGCAAAGUCAUCAAAGAAAAUUCUUUCUCAGCACUUCCAGAGCCAGAUCCCAAUUCUUAUAAUCAAAUUAGUAUUAUUCCUAAUUCAACUUUUCCAUGUCAAGCAUCAUUAGAUCUUCCUUUCCCGUACCAAGACAGGAUCAGUUCAAUGAUGAAGGCUUGGACAACCUUUCCCUUAAGAGAAUUUGAUCAAACUGGUUUAAGAAUUGUAGCGCAAAAUCAAGUACUGGAUCCUGGAAGAACUGCUUACAAGAUGGAACAAUUCUCUACGACAAAUUCUAUGGUUAGUGUUUCCCAAGACACGACCCGACUUGGCAUGGAAAUGGGCAAUGAGAUGACUACUGUGGCUUCGAAGGGUGAAACUGAAAGAGAGAAGCCAUUGGAUGACUUUGAGGGCAUUCCUUUCAGUCCCAGUAUUCCAAAUUUGGAUUACUCGUGGAUUUACUGA